Molecule: messenger RNA, 4005 nt
Organism: Danio rerio (zebrafish)
Lineage: Eukaryota; Metazoa; Chordata; Actinopteri; Cypriniformes; Danionidae
Source: RefSeq, a predicted model, not a curated record
CAGCACACUCACAGACACUCACAGCUACUACAUGCAUGCAUGCACUGAAUCUCUGACUGUGAGCCAGGUCACCCCACACACACUGUUGCCUUUUAUGCUUAAGAUGAUACUGCUCGUUUUGGCAGAGAACUGUAAUUACCACAUGCAGCCAUAUCGGAGGAGGAGCUUUACCAGAGCAACUGAACCAAAACAUAAGUUUUAUGGGUAGUAGGUGAAAACUUGUUGUUCAGUCUGGCUGAUAUGGUCUAGACCAGAUUGAUACCUGCAGUGGCACUGAUGGGGAAGGCCGGGCCUGUUUUCAGCUGUAUGAAACACAAUGGUCACGCCAUUUCCAUGGAAAUACAAAAGGUGAGACUGGACUCUGGACUGCAUAAAGCUGAGCUCAUUUCACGCUAGUGUCUCCCUUCGAAGCUCUAAGAAGCAAGAACUGCAGCAAAUACCAGCUCAAAGAAGCAUGUUCAAGUACACUCCUCCCUGGCAGGUGUUGUGCAACAGUCUAGAUCAUGAUUUUAAGAGACAGGCAUCAACUGUAACAGUCAACCCAUAUGAUGCAUACACACACCCCUUAGCAGAGAAGCAGUCUGUGAUCUAUUCCCAUUCUUCGUUGAGACCUUUGCUUCCAAGGCCUGCCCAAAAUCACCCACCACCCAGAGUCCCCAUGACUAGCAACCCAAAGCGUUGGGUGAUAAAGCCCUUCUCCCCUAAGCUAGAGCAGUUGGAUUUACGCUCCAUACUGAGCCCUACUGACCAACCACAGUCGCUAGAGAAAACGUGGAGUAGCAGAAAGGACGAUGAUUCUUUUAAUUAUAGCUUGGAAAGCACAACAGUAACAGGCAUGCAGCCCACUGUGAUGGUGUCAUCUGAGAGUGGCAAAAGCACUCCAGAAGUGGUUGUCCAGGCUCGACAAGUGUCUGUGUCUGAGGAUGGAAGUGACAGUGAAGACUGGAGGCCCAGUACCCCAAGCAACCCUAGCAGCCCUAACAGCAGCACAGGUUCACAUGUCGGGUUCUAUUCCUUUGUAGAUGACCCAGCUAGCCCAGAAGCAGAGCUUAAUAAAGUUUACAUGGUUUCUCCAACAAGACAGGCCAAGUUAAACACCCUGAAGCAGAAGAACACCUUUAAACUACAGACUUACACAGAGGGAAAUAGACCUGGAAGGCUGUUUGAAGAAACGAAUGGAGAUGACCUCUACCGAGUUGAGGAAGCCUCCACGGAGGAAAAUCCAGACCGAAUUGAGAUCAUUCGAAAUCAGGCACCCAAGAAAAGCCCUGCCCUUAAAGAACAGUGGAGUGCCUUAGAAAAUCUGGACCUCAGUAACACUCCACAAAGGCUCCUGGAUGGGUUUAGUUUGCUCUACAAACCAGUGAGUGCCAAGACUGAACAAGCCAGGGUUGAGCCUGAAGCCAUAGACAAGGAGCAAAUUGACUUCAAUGCAGCACGAAAGCAGUUUCUAAUAAUGGAACAAUCAAAAAAGAAUGCCUUCCAACAGAGUCAUCAGCAUCUCCCUUACUCUCCCAAAAUGCGAGGACGAACUAUGUCCUCAACAGCCAGCAUCUUUACUCCAAAAGAAGUAAGCAAAGAGAAUAGUCUAGAAGAGAAUCAGUUCACACUAGCAUCACAACAAAAGACAGAAGUAAACACUGUGACUGUGACAGAAGAUCAAAAAAAUGGAGUUCUGAGUGUUGCUAUAGAUGAUGUUGAAUCUGAUCUUGGUGAGCUAACAGUAGGUUAUACCAGUAAUGAGAGAAUUUCAAAUGACCCUUCCAUUUCGGAGAUGGGAAGCAGCUUGGCUUUGCUUAGUACGGAGGAGACUCCCAUUCAAAGGGAAAUUAGAAUUUCUAGAGAACGAGAAGAGGAUUUGCGGCGAUCAAGGGGUAUCUUGCGCACAGACAUUUCAGAGAUGGUGGAGAUCAGGACAAAACCAAUUCUUUCCUUUUCAUCAUCACAGAUAAAAGCUGCAAAAUCCAAGGAACCAAACAAAGUAAGCUUUCUUAUUCAGAGAGAGCUUGAACUUGACAAACAACAACAGUUCCCAAUCCCAGAUCAUAAUCAAAAAAACCAAGCACUGGAAAAGAAGUCGGCAUUUGAGUCACAUCCACAAGAAAUUCCAAACAUAUCUUUGAAGGCAAGUCAAAGAGAAAAUGAACUAGAGCAAAGAACAGAUUCUGCAGAUGACAUGUGGAUUACAGAGCAACCUGUUCUAUUAGAGGAAGGUGACCUCUCUGACACAAAGGAAGUUCUUUCCCCUUGCUGUCCACAUCGACAUCCUGAUGAAUCUACGCUUCAGAGAAGCACUGACUGCAGCACUUCUAGAAGCAAAGUCCAAAUAGGUCCAUAUUCUGAGAAAAACGACUAUUCUAAAGUAAGGGUUUAUAAUGAAAAUGGUGUUGACAGCCAAAACAGUAAUCCUAGAAGACAGAAAAAAUACUCCUGGAAUGUGGAAAAUGACAAUAACAUGCUACAGAAGAACAGAGUAUACUCUCCAACUAUUCUGUCCCAACUGAAUCUUGAAAAAACUAGGUACAGCCCUUCCUGGAGAUCUCACCUUGAGCCAACCAAUUGGAAACCUAAAAUGCAGAAUGCCCCAGACAGUAUCCGCCAAGAAAUCGAAGAGGACCUCAGAAGAGAACAAGAGCUUCAAGAGCUAAGAGAGUUUAUCUCAGUACCCAACUCAGCUGUGACUUCGCUGAAAACUUCCUCUAAACCCAGAUCUCCACUAAUCGGGAGUGAGGAAAACUUAUUAUCACCAGAAACUCCAAAGAGGCACAUAGAAGAAGUGGAUUCUAUGCCUCCAGAAAAGAAGACAGAUCAUAGUUCCCCUUAUUCCUGGAGUCUGGCUACUUCCUCUGUAUUCCAGUUAUCCAUGGCAGAUAAAAGUCAACAGAUGUCCUCACCACUACAGAAUUCCAGACUGCCUUCUAUGUCAAUAAUAACACCCCAGCCUUGGGGCAACCAAAAGCCCAUGUCCCCAACAGUUUCCUUGAUAACCCCCAUCAAACCCUUGAGUGCACCGGUUGACAUGUUAUCACCCACCUCUCAAAAAGGUCUGACUGAGACACUGCUCAAGGACUUUGAGGACAGGAAAAUAAAACUGAAGCUGGAAGAAAGUGCAUAUGCUGGAAUCCAACCUAUCGAUGCCAUAAACAAUGAGGUCGUAGAGGCCACCCGUGUAACAAGGCAUAAAAACCAACGAGCCUUGCAGUGGGAGGCAGGCAUGUACGCCAACCAGGAGAGCGAAUGAAUCGGCAGCAACUUAACAGAUGUACCAACAUAACAGCUGCAAUCCUUCGUUGGACUGGAUUUAACUCCAUACUGCACUUACAAGCAAACUACACUUGCACCACCUCACUAUAUAAAGUCAAUGCCUUUAAAACAUGGACAUUUCAUUCACAGUUUAGCUAUAGCUGUUCAGAAUUGACUGGCAUUAUGGAAUUAGGUGUAGGAGUGGAGAGCAUCUUGCCUGCUUGAGGUGAAGUGUAUACAUUAUACAGAUUAGUAACAUCCCCAACUGUCAAAUAGUUUUUAGGUGAGGCUUGCUUUUUGAAUGAGGAAUAAAAUUAAAGAAGUAAACUAAAACCACGGCCAAGUUUUUACACAAACAGAAGGGCCCAUGAAAUCUGAACAUGGACACAAACUCAUUUAGACACAAGCUUUUAGAUUUAAUGAAGUAAUUUCUAUUUUGAAAUAAUGCUGAAUUUUGUUUUUUACUGAAAAACCUUUUUUCUAAAUUGUUUUAUUUUUUAUCAUUUGUAUUGAAUAUUGAAGAUGCUAAUUAUGGCUUUGGAGAUUUUUGCAGUAUUGUAAGCUAAAUGUCUUAUAACGAUUGUCUUUUUAAAGUGCUACAUUAAGGUUGUAUUUUGUUUCAAUAGUAGUCUGUGUUUAAUAUCAAGAGAUGAUACUGUUGUCUACUGUUUUUAAUAAUAAUAAUAAUAAUAGGCUGAUCAUGAAAGAGGUUUUCUUUCUACUUAUAUUUUAAGAAAACAAAAAUAAAUAAUUGUUAAAGAA